AAGGGAUUCUUUUUAGUUUUUCCUUUCUUUUUUUGCAGACAUGGGGACUCCAUAUUUUCUGCUCUGUUUUGCCAUUCUGAAGGUAUCUGUCAUUGGAUGCCCAAUAGGCCGUGAGUUCAUCACUGCUUUCAUGCCUAAUUACGAGCCUAAUAGCGGUCAAACUAAACUCACACUCGCUAUCACAGCCCAGGACUCUGUAGCCAUUGUCACAGUGGAGGUGAAAGGUCUCCGAUACAAAGAUUCAUUGAGGAUAGAGAAACAGGCUACAAAAUGGAUCACCAUCCCAGAGAAUACUGAGAUCAGUGAAGAUGGAACUUCAGCCAGAACGGUGCUGGUUACAUCUGACGCAGACAUCAUAGUGGUGUCCUCCAACAUCAAACCGUUCACUGGGGACAGCAGUGUGAUAUUCCCCACAAGCCAACUUGGCAAGAGUUACAUAGUCUUCACCCCAGAUGGAGGACCCAUGCAAAAAAUUGUGGCCAUUGUUAAUGGCAAGGAUGCCAACACAGUUGACAUCCUGCCAUAUUCAGAUACAAUGCUUAAAAGCAAGAAGCAACUGAAACGUGGUGUCAAAACAACUGUGAGCUUGGCUCCCUACGAAGUCUAUUUGCUUCGGAGUGAGGGGACCUUAACGGGGACCAGGAUUGAGUCCAAGGUCCCCACGGCCGUGCUUACGGGGCACCAGUGCCUCAGCAUCGUCAAUACCUGUGAGCAUGUCUACGAGCAAGUGGUGCCAAUACAGUCACUCUCGAAUGAGUACCUGGUUCCAGCCAUGCACUUACCCAACAGCAAGGACACUGCCCAUGUGGUCGCAGUUGAGGAUGAAACGGAUGUGACUGUCCAAGGCCUUCUUACGCAGCACAAAAAGCUCCAUGCUGGAGAGCUUCUGGACAUUGCAAUUCAACUGCCAACUAUUAUUCAAAGUAACAAGAUGAUCAUGGUUAUGUAUACCAGUAGCAAUAUCCCCUUUGAUGAAUUUUUGACUAACGUAAUUCCCACAUCAGGGAUGUCAAAAUCAUGGUCCAUUUAUUCACAAGAUGAUUACCAGAAUUUCGCAGUCAUUGUCUCAGAGGCAGAGUCCAGGGGAUCUGUUUUUGACUUGCUGAAUUUGAACGUUUUUCCUGCAAACAAGAAGUACACAUGGGCUAUUAAACCAAUUGGAAGUCAAAAAGGCCCUAUGACCAUAUCUGGGGAUUUGCCGAAGGCUGUGUAUGUUUAUGGUGGGAAAACGAGGCAUGGGUAUGGCACAACAGCAGUGUGCAAUGCCGCUCCUGUGCAUCCAGGACCCCCACCUGAUCCAUGUGCAAACAUCAAGUGUCGUGAGAGAGAGGAGUGUAGAAAUGGCAUGUGUGUCCACACAGGGUCUGCCACCUGUUGGGCCGUUGGAGAUCCCCAUUACAAAACAUUUGACGGGAAGCGAUUCGAUUUCCAGGGCACGUGCACCUACACUUUGUCCACCACAACAAAAACUGAGCAGGGCCUCGUCCCCUUCACCAUUCUGGCCAAGAAUAAUCACAGAGGGAGCAAUAAGGUGGCCUAUGUAAAGACAGUGUCCGUCACUGUGUAUGGUCAUAAGAUAGCUGCCAGCCAGCAAAAAGGUGUUGUUGAGGUGGAUGGUGAAAUCACUCACUUGCCUAUAACCAUAGCUGAAGGAAAAAUCCAGGCUGUGCAAAGGGGGUGGAACGUGUUAAUAACGACGAACUUUGGACUAGAGGUGAAAUAUGACUGGAACAUGAUGCUCUACAUUACAGUGCCUAGUACAUAUUCUGGCUCACUAGGUGGGCUUUGUGGAAACUACAAUGGUGACUGGGAAGAUGAGCAUUUAGACCCCAAAGGAGGAAAACUCUCCACUAUCCUGGAGUUUGCCAAGAGCUGGAAAGUUCAAGACAUUGACUUGUUCUGUCAUGAUGACUGUGAGGGAAAAUGCCUCAGCUGCCCUGCUGAACUUCAAGAGAAAUACAUGCAAGAUGAGCAUUGUGGUCUUAUGGCAAAAGCAAGUGGGCCAUUUGCUGCCUGUCACAAGAUUAUGGAGCCUAGCAUCUAUGCUGAUAACUGUGUGUAUGAUGUGUGCAUCAAUAAAGGCAUCAGAAGGUUCCUUUGUGAUAACAUGCAGAGUUAUGCUGAAGCUUGUAUGGCAGCUGGAGUGAAGAUUGAAACAAACUGGAGGGUUCUGGCUGAUUGCCCAAUGCAGUGCCCAGAAAACAGUCAUUAUGAGCCCUGUGGAACAGCCUGUGCUGCAUCUUGCACUGAUCGGGAGGCACCGUCAAAAUGUAAACAGCCUUGUUUGGAGGCCUGCCAGUGCAAUAGUGGCUUUCUCCUCAGUGGAGAUAAAUGCGUGCCAGUGAAGCAGUGUGGCUGCAUGUAUGAGGGCCGUUAUUACACCCCUGAUAGCACAUUCUGGGCUGACAAGAUGUGCACUAAAAAAUGCUCCUGCAGUCCAGAGAGCGGACAGGUGAAGUGUACUGCCACAAAGUGCAAGGAAUCUGAAGUGUGUGACACACGCAAUGGCGUGAGAGAUUGCUACCCCCUGUCUUAUGGGACCUGCCAGGGUUCUGGGGAUCCCCACUAUCGAACCUUUGAUGGCAAGGCUUUCGACUUCCAGGGUACCUGCACCUAUUACCUCUCCAAACUGGUUGACCUAUCUGACUCAUCACUGGUGCCCUUUGAGGUCCUUGUCAAGAAUGAAAACAGGGGCAUGAACAAAGCAGUUUCUUACACCAAGACUGUAGAGAUAAAAGUUUUUGGAUACAAUAUUAUCAUGAGUAAAGACAGUUAUGGCAAAGUGAUGGUCAACAACCUGUUUGUGAAUUUACCAUAUGAGAAGGAGGAUGGUGGCCUAUCUGUUUUCCGCAGUGGAUACUAUGGAAUGGUUCAAACAAAAUUUGGCAUGACUGUGAAAUUUAACUGGGACAGCCAUGUGUCAAUUACUCUCCCUAGUACCUACGGUAAAAUGGUAGGAGGGCUAUGUGGAAAUUGGAACAGCAACCCAAGUGACGACAUGUUCAUGCCCAAUAAAAGUAUCACAACAAACCCGUCAGUGUUUGGAAGCAGCUGGAAAGCCAGAAAUGACCCAGGUUGCUCAGAAGUGUGCCAGGGCAUGAAGUGUCCCAAAUGCGACAUUGCUGAGCGAAACAAGGAUGUUUUCACAAAGGCAUGUGGUUUCAUUACUGACAAAAAUGGUCCAUUUAAAGGAUGCCAUGGGAAAGUCAGCCCCACACAGUUCUAUGAAGACUGCCUGUAUGACAUGUGCAUGUAUGGUGGGCAUUCUACAGCCCUCUGCAAUAUCCUUACAGUCUACACUGCUGCAUGCCAAACCGCACUCACCAUUGUGGAGAACUGGAGAAGUGAUAGUUUCUGCCCUUCCACCUGCAAGGCUAAUAGCCACUACGAUGUGUGUGCUGCCGGCUGUCCCCAGACUUGCAGUGACCUCUCUGAGCCUGCAGCCUGCCAGGGCAGCCAUUGCAUGGAAGGCUGUGUGUGCGAUGAGGGCUUCAUCCUGAGUGGCAGCGAGUGCGUAGCCAUGGAGCAGUGUGGCUGCAUGCAUGAAAGCCAGUACUACCAUCUGGGUCAGGUCUUCUACCCGAAAGACAAGUGCAAUCACAGGUGCAUUUGUGGAGAGCAGGGAAGGGUCAAUUGUGAAGACAACUUCUCCUGCAGUCCACAUGAAAAGUGCGACGUCCAGGGAGGAGUUCAGGCCUGCUUCCCUGAUGGCAAAGGAUCUUGCUCAGUGUCUGGCUCCGGAACUUACUACUCCUAUGAUGGGAACCACAUCACUGUGCCUGGAGACUGUGUGUACAGAUUGGUAGAAGUGGUCCUGUCUAAAGACCAGAAGAAAGUGCCUUUCAGUGUGACAGUACAGUCUUCAGCUAAAGAAACAGUGGUCACAAGGAGAAUUGAUGUAGUAGUAGCUGAAUAUCACAUUUCACUGCUUCCUGGUCUCUUGUGGGAAAUAAGGGUGGACAAGGUCAGAUCAGUUCUCCCUCUGACACUUGAGGAAGGACUAGUUAAAGCCUAUCAGAGUGGCGCCUUCAUUAUUUUGGAAACCAGCUUUGGGGUGAAGGUAACAUACGACACAGUGUCCAUGGCCACAGUUGAAAUCCCAUCCACUUACAAAAAUGGUGUCCAAGGUCUAUGCGGUAACUAUAAUGACGACAAAGCAGAUGACCUCCUUUUGCCAAAUGGCAUGCAGGCUCAUUCUGCUGAGCAAUUUGUGGAUGGAUGGACCUUGUCGCAGCAAGAUGUAGUCUGUCAAACAGGAUGUGGCUCCAAAUGCACAACACCUGACAAGGAAAAUCAAAUUAAGGCAGACAUUGCUUGCAAGAUCCUAACACUGGACAAGGGCCCAUUCUCUAACUGCUAUCCCAAAGUUUCCCCCAUGACAUUCUAUGAUGCCUGUACAAAGGAUUUCAGUUUGCACCCAGAAGAUCAGGCGCUUCCUUGUCGCUACAUCCAGAAUUAUGUGGCUCAGUGUCAGCAAGCUGGCAUCUCCAUCAACAGCUGGAGGAAUGCAACGUUUUGUUCAAUGAAGUGUCCUGCUAGGAGUCACUAUGAGGUAUGUGCAGACAUGUGCUCUUCUACCUGUGCCAGCCUUUCUGCCUCACACAGCUGUCCAGCAUGCCUCGAGGGUUGUCAGUGUGAUGAGGGCUUUGUGUUUGAUGGGGAUGACUGUAAGCCUCUAGAAGACUGUGGUUGUCUGGUGGAUGGCAGAUAUUACAAGUCUGGUGAGUCAGUAGUCAUGGGAGACUGCAUAGAGACAUGCUCCUGCAAGGCUGGACAGUUCACAUGCCAGCCCAUGCAAUGCAAUGAAGAUCAGGUCUGUGUCCAGAAGGAGGGCAUUUCUGCAUGUGUGAAUGACCCCUGCAGGAAGAAAAGAUGUCGUGAGAAAGAAGAGUGUGUGGAGAAGGACGCUAAGGCAUUGUGUGUGGCCAAAACCAAGGCCUCGUGCCGAGCCGUUGGUGAUCCUCACUAUGAGACGUUUGAUGGAAAACUAUUUUCUUUUCAGGGCAUCUGCUCCUAUACUUUGGUAAAGACUUUGGGUGAGGACAAAAGCCUCACAGACUUCAGUAUCAUUAAUAAGAAUGGGCUUGCCCAGGGAGAACGUGGCUCUUACAUUAUGUCAGCCAACAUCAAGCUGCAAGGCCACAAUAUAACCAUUAAGUUUGGUGACCGCUACAAAGUGAAUAUUGAUGGUAAAGACUCAAUCCUCCCUGUGAAUCUGGACUCUGGCAGUGUUACCAUUAUUCGGUCAGGCAUAUCAGGAAUCCUGAGUACAGACUUUGGCUUAGAGGUCACCUUUGAUUGGGGCCAGUACUUCCAGGUGACAGUAUCCAGCAGCUAUUUCAGAAACCUGGCGGGCCUGUGUGGCAACUACAAUGACAACGGCGAGGACGACUUUGUCACACCGGCGGGGAACCACGCACCAGACGUGAUUGAGUGGGCGGCAUCCUGGAGCGUUGCCGAUGGUGACCACAGCUGUUGGCACUUCCCUCCCUGCUCUGAACAGGAGAAGAUCCUCUACCGUGGCCCAAUGUAUUGUGGUGUGUUGGAAGACAAAUCAGGACCCUUCUCCAAGUGCCAUGACACAAUUGCGAUGGCGCAGUUUCCAUCCGACUGCCUGUUUUACGCAUGUCUCAUGCACGGAAGCCACAAGGCCUACUGCACAUCUCUGGAAAGUUACGUAAACACCUGCCAUUUGGCCCAACUGGAAGUGUUAUCAGAGUGGAGGCAGAUUACUAAAUGUACUUAUUGAAACGCUGCUCAGAGUUCUCCAGCAUUUUCAAUGACCUGACCAAGCAAAAUGAAAAGAAGAAAUAGAGUCUUAAUAUGUCAGCUUUCACUCUGAUAAAAAAUUAUUUCCUUAAUAACCUUUCAUCUUAUCAAGUGUAAACUCAUACAUUAUUUCAAUGAAUGAUUUAUACUAUCUCACUGUAGGAUUAAACGUCUGCUUUCUUGUUAAUAAAUGCAUGCAGCAACAAUCCA
Messenger RNA from Electrophorus electricus (electric eel), 5979 nucleotides. Its product is annotated as IgGFc-binding protein. Gene Ontology annotation, cellular component: extracellular matrix. Lineage: Eukaryota; Metazoa; Chordata; Actinopteri; Gymnotiformes; Gymnotidae. The record is from RefSeq and is a predicted model, not a curated record.